AUGAGUGAACAAGAAGUUAAAAAUCAAGAGUUUAAAAACUUAGUCAAUAGAUUCAAAUUCGUAAGGGUUUUGGAUUCCAAUCCGCAAACAAAGGUUUUAUCUCUAUUGGGUAAAAUCGACGAUAAAGAUGCUAUUUUAACAGCUGAGAAAACUCAUUUCCUGUUCGAUGAAACUAAAAGGUCACAAUAUAAUCUGAACUUUAAUGAUUCUAACGAAGACGAUAAUAACCCUCCUAUCUUCUACCAUUGCGAAAACGAAUAUUCUUGUGUAAAUGGUAUCGAAGAAGUCACUGAAAUUGCUUCAAAUGACAUUUAUCAUUGGGGGUUGGUUCUUCUUAAACAAGACAUUGAGCAAAGCCCUACUGCAAGAUUGAACAUCAUCUGGCCUGCUUCAACUGUUCAUGUCAAGAGAUAUGAAAAGCAGAGUUACCAUUUAAUAAGAGAAACCCCUGAAAUAUAUAAAAAUAUAGUUAGACCCUACAUCGAUGAGUCGAUAGCAAAGGGGAAAUUGAGUUGGGUUAAUGAAAUUUUAUAUGAAGAUGUUGAAGCUGACAGAGUGGUGUAUAAAGAUUUUUCUGAAGAUUCAAAAAGAGACGGCUUUGUCAUUUUGCCAAAUACCAAGUGGGAUGGUGUCAAUUUAGAUUCCCUAUAUCUAGUGGCCAUCGUUUAUAGAAAUGACCUUACUUCUGUCAGAGAUUUAAAACCAUCCGAUAGAGACUGGUUAAUUAAUAUUAACAACAAGAUUAGAUCAAUCGUUCCUGCUUGCUACAACUAUGGUGUCCAUGCUGAUGAAUUAAGGAUAUUUGUUCAUUACCAACCUUCAUAUUACUAUUUCCAUAUCCACAUUGUUAAUAUUAAACAUGCAGGUUUGGAGGACAACAUGGCUGCAGGAAAGGCAAUCUUGUUAGAUGAAAUCAUUGAUAAUCUAAAUUUCUUAGGUCCAAACGGUUACCAAGAUAAGACUUUGACAUAUGUUAUUGGUGAAAAUACAGACUUAUGGAAGAGAGGUUUGAAAGAUGAAGUAGAGAAACAAUUAGAAAGUGACGGAAUUCCUAAAACUCCUGCUAUUAUUAAUACUUUUGACGAAGGCCACUAA
Messenger RNA from Vanderwaltozyma polyspora DSM 70294, 1095 nucleotides. RefSeq lists its product as uncharacterized. Lineage: Eukaryota; Fungi; Ascomycota; Saccharomycetes; Saccharomycetales; Saccharomycetaceae. The coding region runs from base 1 to 1095 and encodes 364 amino acids. The record is from RefSeq and is a predicted model, not a curated record. Gene Ontology annotation, molecular function: RNA 7-methylguanosine cap binding; hydrolase activity. The transcript has a single exon. Gene Ontology annotation, biological process: deadenylation-dependent decapping of nuclear-transcribed mRNA. Gene Ontology annotation, cellular component: P-body; nucleus.